AUGGGGCAUCAUAGCUUGGGCGAAAACCUUUCGCAGUUCGACAAAUACCAGGUCGUCGUCCUGACCAGCCUUCCGCUGAAGCUUCAGACACUUAUCGGCGACUACUGUCAUUCCAAAGGCAUCUAUGUCGUGGCUGCCGAUACCUUCGGUCUUUUCGGCUCGAUUUUCUGCGACUUUGGCGACAAAUUUACUGUCAUCGAUCCGACUGGCGAAACUCCUCUGAGUGGCAUUGUUGCGGGUAUUGAUGAGGAGGGUCUUGUUUCUGCACUGGACGAGACUCGCCAUGGGCUCGAGGAUGGCGAUUAUGUAACCUUUUCUGAGGUCGAGGGCAUGGAGGGCUUGAACGGAUGUGAACCACGAAAGAUUACAGUCAAGGGACCCUAUACCUUUUCAAUCGGUGAUGUUUCCGGCCUUGGUCAAUACAAGCGCGGGGGUCUUUACCAACAGGUUAAGAUGCCCAAGAUUGUUGAUUUCAAGAGCAUCACUGCCGCGAUCAAGGAACCCGAGUUUGUCAUCUCCGAUUUUGCCAAGUUCGACCGACCUCAGCAGCUUCACCUCGGCUUCCAGGCCCUUCACGCCUUCGUGGAGAGCCAGGGCCGGUUCCCCAACCCAUUGAACGACGAGGAUGCCACAGUGAUCCUUCGCUCUGCAGAAGCGUUUGCAAAAGCUGAGGGUGUUGAGGUUGAAUUCGACGAGAAGUUGCUCAAGGAGCUUAGUUACCAGGCUCUUGGUGACCUCAACCCCAUGGCGGCUUUCUUCGGUGGUAUUGCCGCGCAGGAAGUUCUGAAGGCCGUAUCUGGAAAGUUCCAGCCUAUAAAACAGUGGAUGUACUUUGACUCACUGGAGUCUCUUCCCACUAGUACCCCGCGUACCGCAGAGCUCUGCAAGCCUUUGGGGACCAGAUACGACGGACAGAUUGUUGUCUUUGGACGCGAGUAUCAGGAGAAGAUAGCCAACCUGCGCCAGUUCCUCGUUGGUGCCGGUGCUAUUGGAUGUGAGAUGCUCAAGAACUGGGCCAUGAUUGGCCUCGGCACUGGUCCCAAGGGCAAGAUUACCGUCACCGAUAUGGAUUCCAUCGAGAAGAGUAACCUCAACCGCCAGUUCCUUUUCCGUGUGAAGGACGUCGGUAAGAUGAAGAGCGACUGUGCGGCUGCUGCUGUGCAGGCCAUGAACCCUGACCUGCAUGGCCACAUUGAAUGUCUCAAGGACCGUGUGAGCCCUGAAACGGAGGAGACUUUCAACGAAGAGUUCUGGAACGGCCUUGACGGUGUCACCAAUGCACUAGACAACGUGGAGGCGAGAACAUAUGUUGACAGACGUUGCGUAUUCUUCCGCAAGCCUCUGCUUGAGAGUGGUACGCUAGGUACCAAGGGUAACACCCAGGUUGUGCUCCCGCAUUUGACCGAGUCUUACUCCUCAUCCCAAGACCCACCCGAGAAGGAGUUCCCUAUGUGCACAGUUCGAAGUUUCCCCAACAAGAUCGAGCACACUAUUGCGUGGUCUAAGGACCAUAUGUUUGAGAACCUCUUUAUUACCUUCCCCUCGACUGUCAACCUGUAUCUGACACAGCCAAACUAUAUCGAGUCCACCUUGAAGCAAGGCGGCAGCGCCAAGUUGACUCUGGAGACUCUCCGCGACUAUUUGACUACUGAACGCCCGCGGACAUUUGAGGACUGCAUUGCGUGGGCUCGGAUUUUGUUCGAGAAGGAGUUCAACAAUAAAAUCCAGCAGCUUUUGCACAACUUCCCCAAGGACUCGACAACGUCUAGCGGCACACCUUUCUGGUCUGGUCCCAAGCGAGCUCCUGAGCCGCUGAAGUUCGAUGCCAACAAUCCUACUCACUUCGCUUUUGUUGUGGCAGCGGCGAACCUGCAUGCUUUCAACUACAACAUCAAGUCUCCCGGCACUGAUAAGGACAUCUACUUGCGCGAGCUUGAGAACGUCAUCGUGCCUGAGUUCUCCCCUGCGGAAGGCGUAAAGAUUCAGGCCAACGACAGUGACCCUGUAAGUCUCUGA
Colletotrichum truncatum is the source of this 2016-nucleotide messenger RNA. RefSeq names its product ubiquitin-activating enzyme E1. Gene Ontology annotation, molecular function: ubiquitin activating enzyme activity. Gene Ontology annotation, cellular component: nucleus; cytoplasm. Gene Ontology annotation, biological process: ubiquitin-dependent protein catabolic process; protein ubiquitination; DNA damage response. Lineage: Eukaryota; Fungi; Ascomycota; Sordariomycetes; Glomerellales; Glomerellaceae. The record is from RefSeq and is a predicted model, not a curated record.